UUUCGUAAAGUGGUUUUUCUUAACACAUGGUUCUAAACACGCAAUGGAGGCCAAACCAAGGACAAAAUCGUUCGGUGUUAAAGAUGGAAAGAAACCCACAUUCAAGGGGAAAGGCAAACCAGAGGGGAAGCCUUAUGGUAAACGUCCUUUCAAACCUCACAAUUCAGACAAAAAGACUUUUGUGAAAUCAGGAGAAAAAGGUGGACCACAGAAAUUCAUGAAACACAGGCCAACAGAUGGCAGGAUUGCAAAGAAGAGGAAGUUUUCUGAGGGCAGUGUAAAACUUGAAGGAACAGAACCAAAAAAACCAAAGUGGAAUGAGGUCAAACAAAAAAAGAGAGAGUUAAAACAGAGCCGACAGAUGAAUGAUAGGAAGGAGACUUACCAUGUUGUAAACAGAGCCAAACAAGUCUGGGAGAUGGUCAGAAGAAAAGACUGCGACAAAAGAAAAAGAGCAAAGUUGAUGAAAGAACUGCAAGGCCUUGUGCAUGGAAAGAUUAAGGCAAUUGCAUUUGCUCAUGACUCCACUCGAGUUCUUCAAUGCUUUAUACAGUUUGGGAAUGAUGAACAAAGAGAGGAGAUCUUCAAUGAACUCAAGGAUUACCUGGUGGAGUUGAGUAAAUCCAAAUAUGCUAGAAACAUUGUAAAGAAAUUUUUGAUGUAUGGGAGCAAGCAGCAGGUUGGUGAGGUGAUGGUGGCAUUUAAGGGGAAGGUGAGGCAGAUGCUGAGGCAUUCUGAGGCUUCAUCCGUGGUUGAGUAUGCCUACAAUGACAAGGCUGUCCUUUCCCAGAGACUCAUGCUUACCGAGGAGCUCUAUGGCAACACAUUCAAAGUCUGCAAGUCCACAGUGUGUCCUACAAUAGAGAAGGUUCUAGAGAGCAAUCCAGAUAAACUGGAGAGCAUCAUGGAGGAAAUGAAACAGAUCCUCACUCCUAUGGCUCAGAAGGAAGCUGUCAUUAAACAUUCACUUGUGCACAAAGUGUUCCUCGAUUUCUUCCUCCACGCACCAGCCAAGCAGAAAGCAGAGAUGAUUGAGUCCAUAAGGGAAUCGGUAGUGUACAUGGCGCACACGCAUGACGGGGCUCGCGUGGCCAUGCACUGCCUGUGGCAUGGCACAGCCAAGGACAGGAAGCUUAUUGUGAAAACCAUGAAGACGUAUAUUGCAAAGUUUGCAAUGGGCGAGUAUGCACACCUGGUACUCCUUGCUGCUUUUGACUGUAUCGAUGACACCAAACUGGUUAAACAAGCAAUUAUUUCAGAGUUGGUUGCUUCCCUGUUUGAGGUCAUCAGCAAUAAACAUGGCAAGAAGGUUCUGCUGUACCUGCUUAGUCCUCGGGAUCCCGCGCACCUCCUACCUGAAAUCAUUCAGCUUCUGACAAAGGGAGAUGGCAAUGCUCACAGUAAGAAGGAUGUUGCAGUGAGGCGGCGUGAGCUCUUGGAGGCGGUGUCCCCUCCACUCCUGAAGCACCUGACUGAGAACACUCGCGACAUGGUGACGGACAAGGCCUGCAGCGUGGCUGUCAGUGACAUCCUGGGCUCUGCCGUCGGUGACCUCAGACCCGCCAUGGAGGCUGUGGCCCUGCUGGCUGCUCAUGACUUUGUGCCUGGAGGUGUGGAGGGCCAGUUGCACAUGGCUGAGCACCCUGCAGGUCACCUUGUGCUGAAAUGGCUAAUUGAGCAGGAUGCUAAGAUGAAGGCAGCAGAGCGAGAAGAACGUUUCUCCAGGGUUCUGCUAGAGACGGUAGGCUUGGAAAAACUGAAGACAUGGAUUUCUGCCAACCGGGGGGCCAUUGUCCUCUCUUGUCUCCUCCAGAGCACUGAUGAAGACACUGCAGAGGAAGUGAAAGUUGCUUUGCAGUCCAUUUUGCCUGAACUACAAAAAAUCCAAAGAUCAAAAGGAGUUGAAGCGCUGCUGGAGAAACUGUCAUAACCCACAUGGGUUCUGAGAAACACUGCAUCUCACCAGUGUUGGACAUGAAUGUUCAUCAUGUUAGAACAGCCAGGGGGGCUUUUUUUCAGAACAUUUGACUGUUUUUACACUGGUCAAAGGGUUUCUCAGUCAAGCUGCCCUUUUAUAUAGUUUAUGGGUGUAGAGAAAAACAAUGUAAUGGUAUUUAUAUUGUUGACUAUCUUUUUGUAAUUAAGUACCGAAUACAUUGUUCUGAAAUCCAAGAUUUGUUUUGUCUUAAAAUUGUUCAGGUGACUUAAGAUGUUCCUUAGUCUUAGUCUCAGCAUGACAUUAAAUGUUUUACCCAACAAUAGAACUUGAGUAAACAAGCUCAUGAUGUCAAAGCUGCAGUAUUGAUGGGUAAGUACAAUGAUAACUUUUGUAAUUGUUGGGAUCAUUUUAAAAUUGUCAAUAUACAACAAAAGGGUAUUUAAGCACUCAGAAAAUACUUUUCAUGGCACAUAAAUUGUUUGUUGCUUCUAACUUCUUGGCCCUGUGCCCUGCUAAAUUCCUAACCUUCAAUCUUGUGUGAAGGUAUUUACUAGGAGAGGAAGGAUGUUUGCUAGGAAAUUAAUUUUGUUGUCCUGUUACACCUCCAUCUGUCUUUUCAGAGUGGACCUGAGAUGAGGAAAAAUGGCUUGUGCCCUGUGUGAUAUUUCCUGAAACAUUGGCAUCCUUAUGGUGCUUGUGGAUGAAUUAUUUAAUUAUCUCUGCUUGUAUAAACAUUUUGUAAUGGCUUUAUUUGGUCCAAAUCUUCACUUUUGGGAACAUUCUCAUCUUUGUGCAUGAGGUUUUUUUUCUGUUUGAAUAUCAUGCAUACAAUAUAUUUUUUUUAACCUUA
Molecule: messenger RNA, 2789 nt
Organism: Electrophorus electricus (electric eel)
Lineage: Eukaryota; Metazoa; Chordata; Actinopteri; Gymnotiformes; Gymnotidae
Gene: pum3
Product: pumilio RNA-binding family member 3
Biological process (GO): regulation of translation
Cellular component (GO): nucleolus
Molecular function (GO): mRNA binding
Source: RefSeq, a predicted model, not a curated record